UGCAGCCCGAGAAACGCUCUUCGGUCGUCGGGUCCUCUCGUUGAAUAAACCCGGAAGUGUUGAUAGAACCGACUCACGCUGCUGUUUGUACCUCAGGACAGCAACUUUGAUCGCUCGCGUUGAGAGAGGAGGGUGAUUAUUGUCCAUGGAGCGAGUGAUGGGAGGAGGAGGAGUGCUUCAGCUGGUUUUAGCCGGUGCGGGGGUCUGGCUGCUUUACAGGAUCCUGCUGCGCCUCAGACCAGGAGCUGCUCUGCAGGACGCCGUGGUGGUCAUCACCGGCGCCAGCUCGGGACUGGGCAAAGAGUGUGCGCGGGUCUUCCACGCUGCUGGAGCCCGGCUGGUUCUGUGUGGACGAGAUGCAGCUCGUCUGCAGCAGGUGGUCGAGGAGCUCACGGCAGGCUCGGCAGGUUCACAGACUCACACUCCCCGCACCGUGACCUUCGACCUGGCUGAUGCUGACUCGGUGGACGGCGCUGCAGAGGAGAUCCUGAAAUGUUACGGACACGUGGAUGUGCUCAUUAAUAAUGCUGGAAUCAGUUACCGCGGCAACAUACUGGAUACCCACACUUCAGUUCAUCGGGAUGUGAUGGAGACUAACUACUUCGGGCCGGUCGCUCUGACUCAAGCUCUCCUGCCCUCGAUGGUUCGCCAGCGAAGCGGCCACAUCGUGGUCAUCAGCAGUGUCCAGGGAAAGAUUUCCAUCCCUUACAGAUCAGCCUAUGCGGCCUCUAAACACGCCACCCAGGCGUACUUCGACUGCUUACGCGCAGAAAUGGAACGCUACGGGAUCCCGGUGAGCGUCAUCAGUCCGGGUUACAUCAGAACCAACCUGUCAGUCAACGCCGUCACAGGAGACGGAUCCAAAUACGGAGUUCUGGAUAAAACCACAGCGUCGGGUCGCGACCCCCGGGACGUGGCUCAGGCCGUUCUGAAGGCCGUCCGUCAGAGGAGCAAAGACAUCGUCCUGGCCGGACCUCUGCCUCAUGUGGCCAUCUACCUUCGCACGCUUUGGCCCGCGCUCUUCUUCAAACUCAUGUCCUCACGCGCUCGCAAGGAGCACAAACCCAAAGACGAGUGAAGCAGCAGCUCAGGAACGAGAGGAGAACAGAGAGGACAGAAAGUGAAGCUUUACACGGAGGUCACAUGGAGGAGAGGGGUGAAUAGAUCUGCAGAGAAGGGUCUUCUAAAUCUAAUAUUUUGGCUCUUUUUGGUAGUCUUUCCCGCUGGCUGCCUUUUGCUUAAAGGUCGCAUAUUAUCCAAAAUCACUUCACCAUGUUUCUCUAACUCUAACAUGUGUCUCUAGUCCGUCUACAAACCCCCCAAUGAUGAGAAAAGUCCAUCCUCUCUGUGUACUCAAACAGGCCGUUUCGAGAUUUUCCCUUCAUGACAUCACAAAGGGCAGUAGCCCCUCCCCCAGGUGGGUGACACUCCCCCAGCUAGGUGUUUGUUCUGCCCUCUGAGUCUGCCUUCUCACCGUAAACAAUAGGACAUGGAGCGAGAAAGACCGAGUACACCAAGCCCUUCCAGAGAGGGGGCGUGGUCAGACACAGCUCAUUUACAUAUUUAAAGGUACAGACACAGAAACAGCCUGUUCUGAGCAGGGCUGAAGUAGAGGGGUUUAUAGACAUGAUCAAAUACAGGAUCAGAGUGGAUUUAGAACAAGACACUUUUUUUACACACGUUUUGAGGAGCUCUGAGACUUAUUUACAUUGAAGAAGAGGAGGAGGCUAUGUGACCUUUAAUUUCUGUUUGUUGGUGAUUCCAUACUGAUAAUAAUCCUCUGCUGACACCUUUAACUGUGUCACCUCCAGGCUCAACACACUCGAUGUUAAAGUUUGUAUUGAAACUGGUUUUUCACAACAAACACAACAAACUGCAGAUUUUUUAUAACCUUCUUUAUACACAGAAUAAAAACAACUCUUACAAACUGAAAACUUUCGACAGAGCUUCUCCUUUUUAGACGUCAUCUUAAUUUAGAGUUAAACAACACUUUCUGAAAUGUUAACAAUAAAUAGUCCAAAUAACAAUUUACAUUAUGUUACAAAAAGCGCAGAGAAUACUGGAAUUUGUACAAAUAAAUCCUUCAUCAGAAAAUAAAGACAAAACCUGCUGUUUACUCUCGGUAAGAA
Labrus mixtus (cuckoo wrasse) is the source of this 2129-nucleotide messenger RNA. It is a transcript of the gene dhrs7b, whose product is annotated as dehydrogenase/reductase (SDR family) member 7B. Lineage: Eukaryota; Metazoa; Chordata; Actinopteri; Labriformes; Labridae. Gene Ontology annotation, cellular component: membrane. The record is from RefSeq and is a predicted model, not a curated record. Gene Ontology annotation, molecular function: oxidoreductase activity.